This is a messenger RNA of Prosopis cineraria, 2343 nucleotides long. RefSeq lists its product as uncharacterized. The transcript has 7 exons. The record is from RefSeq and is a predicted model, not a curated record. NCBI's taxonomy places the organism in Eukaryota, Viridiplantae, Streptophyta, Magnoliopsida, Fabales, Fabaceae. Bases 527 to 2161 code for a protein of 544 amino acids.
ACUAGAAAGCUAAACACAGAUAUAAAUAAGUGGUAUGCUUGUAACCACGGUAUGAAACUAAAUUCCCAAAAUCAGACAGAGUCCGCUAAAUCUGCAGGUCUCUAACUUUUGUUUGUUUCUUCGAUCUUCGCCAGCAAGUUUCAAAAUUUCUAGGUCCAAUUCCACCACCACUUAUACUUCACUUUCUUCUUCUUUUCAUCCAAGUCUCUUCAUAAUCACACAAGUAAUCGCACUAGUAGGAUGGUGUCACGAAAUCAUUACACUGAUCCCACCAUUUCCAUCUCACUGUUCAAUUUUCUGAAGCCGCUUCUCUCCCCUCCCCUGUUUUAACUUUCUAUCAACCAAGAAUCCGAUCUGCUCGCCGUUUCUUUCUCUCAAAAGGUUAACGUAUCUUUUAAUACAGGUUCUUUACUGAAUCUACCACCACGAAAAGUUAAACUCCCAGCUCUCUCUCUAGUCUCCUUAGAAGCUGAGAAAUUCAGUGACGCCAUUGAAGGAACUCUGAGAAAGCUGGUAUCUUUGACUAAUGUGGAAUAUGCAGAGGACAGUGCGCGGCGGGUGUGGCGGAGCCAGACAGAGGCUGAGAGAGAACAGCGUGGUGCAGAGAUUGCAGAUGCAGUUGCAGGGCUAUGAGAAUCUGGGAUCGUGGGCUUUCCGUCAUUUCCCAGACACGAUCUGGCGUCCAUUUAUGAAGUCACCAGGCAGAUCCGCGUCUGUUCUUCUGGCCUUCACAAUCUUCCUCGUCGUCGGCGCGUUGGCCUGCUCGCGCUUUCUCAAUCCCACGGUAAUUAUUCCUGGUGACAAACCAAUAACGACGUCAUUCGCCGACAACUUGGACUCCAGUAGGCCAGUGGAAAUCCCACUGAAUUGCAGUGAAUAUACCCGCACCGGAAAAUGCCCAGGAAACUACCUUACCCCACCAGAUGAUCAUUAUCGUCAAGAAGGAGGCACGUGUCCAGAGUACUUCCGUUGGAUACACGAAGAUCUGAGGCCGUGGGCCCACACGGGGAUAACAAAGGAGAUGGUGGAGAGGGCGAGGAGGACGGCGAAUUUCAAACUAGUCAUCAUGGGAGGGAAGGCCUAUUUGGAGACGUACACGAAGGCGUUUCAGACGAGAGACGUUUUUACGGUGUGGGGGAUCCUACAGUUGUUACGGAGGUACCCCGGGAAGGUGCCUGAUCUGGAGUUGAUGUUCGACUGCGUGGAUUGGCCUGUGAUCAAGACCGUUGAGCAUAGUGGGCCCAAUGCCACGGCCCCACCUCCGCUUUUCCGUUAUUGUGCCGACGAUGCCACGUUGGAUAUUGUUUUCCCUGAUUGGUCCUUUUGGGGAUGGCCAGAGGUGAACAUAAAGCCCUGGGAGAGAUUGUUGGGAGAGUUGAAAGAGGGAAAUAAGAGGACAAGAUGGUCAAAAAGAGAGCCUCAUGCUUACUGGAAAGGCAAUCCUUCUGUUGCUGAAACCAGACAAGACCUCCUCAAAUGCAAUCUCUCUCAAACCCAUGAUUGGAAUGCUCGUUUAUACGCCCAGGAUUGGAUAUCAGAAUCUCGACAAGGCUUCAAGAAAUCAGACCUGGCUAGCCAAUGCACUCAUAGAUACAAGAUCUACAUUGAAGGGUCUGCUUGGUCCGUGAGUGAAAAAUACAUACUAUCCUGUGAUUCUGUCACUUUAUUAGUAAAGCCUCAUUACUAUGACUUCUUCACGAGAGGUUUGCUUCCAGUGCACCACUACUGGCCCAUCAAGGAAGAUGACAAGUGCAGAUCCAUUAAGUUUGCAGUGGAUUGGGGCAACAACCACAAAAAGAAGGCACAAGAGAUAGGAAAAGCAGCGAGUGAUUUCAUGCAACAGGAGCUGAAGAUGGAGUACGUGUAUGAUUACAUGUUUCAUCUUCUAAGUUCGUAUGCUAAGCUGCUCAGAUACAAGCCCUCUGUGAGUGAGAAAUCUGUAGAACUGUGUGCAGAAGCCAUGGUUUGUAAAGCAGAGGGGCUUGACAAGAAGUUCAUGACGGAUUCAAUGGUGAAGGGUCCUUCAAACACCAAUCCAUGCACUCUGCCUCCUCCUUACGAUCCUCCAUCUUUACAUUCUCAUUUAAGCAGAAAGCAGAGUUCAAUUGAACAGGUUGACUUGUGGGAGAGAAAGUACUGGGAGAAACAGAGUGUGCAAUAAAUCUUGAAUACAUAGCUUUAUUUAUGCGGGCGACUUGAGUUAGGGGUUUCUCAGUUGUGGAUUCUUUUUUAUUUAUUAUUAGGGAUACAAAUGGAGCACACGUUAUAUACUGAUCUGAGUUUCUUUUCGGCCAAACUUUAGUGAUAUAAGUCAACUUUGUCAUUUUGACGAGAAUUUCUUAA